GGCUGGACUAAACGCCACGUCGGUUAGAUAGGAACGGAGGGCGCAUCAGACCUGCAGCCUCUCUCAGUAAACUAGAGUUCAAAGUAAAUCCGUAUAGAAAUACAGAUUUACAGUGCGCGUGCACGCUUCGCAGGCGGUGAGAUGAGGGCCCUGUAUGCGUUUGUGCUGCUGCUGCUGUUUGGUUUAGCAGUGCGGUCAUGUGAACACGGACAUCACCAUGACCACGGACAUCAUCACGGACAUCACCAUGAUCACGGACAUCACCAUGGGCAUCAUCAUGACCACGGACAUCACCAUGGGCAUCAUCAUGACCAUGGGCAUCACCAUGGAGACGUGAAGAUGUUUCAUGGUGCAAGCAAAUGGAGUGCAGAGGCAAAUCUGCCCUCUGAAGAGGAAGAGCUUCACCAUGGGCAUGCCCAUGACCAUGAGCACGGACAUGACCACGCCUACGAGCACGGACAUGACCACGGACAUGACCACGCCCACGACCACGGACAUGACCACGACCACGGACAUGACCACGCCCACGAGCACGGGCAUGACCACGCCCACGAGCACGGGCAUGACCACGAGCACGGGCAUGACCACGCCCACGAGCACGGACAUGACCACAAUCAUGGACAUGCCCACGAUCACGGACACCACCAUGGACACUCCCACAGCCAUUCCAAAGAGCGUAUGAAGCGUGGGAUACUGGCUGAGAGUCGGGACUCAGUGGAGUUGUGGAUGCAGGCAGUGGGAGCAACGUUGCUGAUCAGCGCUGCGCCUUUCCUCAUCCUCUUCCUCAUCCCGGUGCAGUCAAACUCAGAUCAGCACCAGAACCUGCUGAAGAUCCUGCUGAGCUUUGCCUCAGGGGGCCUGCUGGGUGAUGCCUUCCUGCACCUCAUCCCUCAUGCGCUGGCGCCUCACUCUCACCAUGGAAACGAGGACCAAUCAGCCGCUGAAGAGGAGUCACAUGGGCAUUCUCAUGGUGUGGCACACGAUCACAUGAUGUCUGUGGGUCUCUGGGUUCUCGGAGGUAUCGUGGCGUUCCUGGUGGUGGAGAAGUUUGUGCGUCUGCUGAAGGGAGGGCACUCUCACUCUCACUCUCACGCUGCUCCGAAAUGCAAGGACAGCGAUGGGGAGGGGGAGAAGGAGGGAGCCAAAAAGAAAGAUGAGAAAAAGGACAAGAAGGUGAAGAAAGUGAAAGAGGAGAGCUCGGAUAUUAAAGUAUCCGGUUAUCUGAACCUGGCCGCUGAUUUCACCCACAACUUCACGGACGGCCUGGCCAUCGGCGCCUCUUUCCUGGUUGGUCCUGCUGUCGGCGUGGUAACCACCAUCACCAUCCUCCUGCACGAGGUGCCACAUGAGAUUGGAGACUUCGCCAUCCUUGUCCAAUCAGGAUGCACCAAGAGGAAGGCCAUGUGUCUUCAGCUCCUGACUGCCAUUGGCGCGUUAGCCGGUACUGCCUGCUCCCUAUUGGCUGAGGGAGUGGGUGAGGCCGCCACCGCCUGGAUCCUCCCCUUCACGGCCGGCGGCUUUGUUUACAUCGCCACGGUGACUGUACUGCCGGAGCUGCUUAGUGGCCGCUCGAGCGUGGGUCAGUCGGUGUUGGAGAUUGCUGCCAUGCUGUUCGGCGUGGGGAUGAUGGUGAUCAUCGCAGAGUACGAGUGAGACACGGAGACAGUGAAUUCCUUCGAGACUCAGGGGAAGAUACAGAAAUAGAAAACAAUGUGUAAAUGUGUCAGUGAUGAUUACAGACGAGUGAAUGAGUGAGAGAGAGAGAGAGAGAGAGAGAGAAUUGGAGGCCUUUGUCAGAGAAGUGCACUAAAAGGCCCAAAGUCCAAGCCCUGUCCCAGCACUGGACAUAACGUCCUCCCAAACAAGGGACCGUAUUACUUUCAGCUGACACACACACACACACACACACUCAUUUUGUUUGAUUCAUAUUCAAAUAAUGCACAAUUUAAGUUGAAAGAAAUGUUUUUCUUUGACACAGCAAUGUUCUUUGUUGCUUCCUGAAAUGUGGAAGGUUUAUCUGGCUCAAGUUAAACACCGAUAUCCAUAUUAGGGCCCUAGAUAGGCGCUGAAGUGCACACUGCUGAACCCAUGUAUGUGUAGCUCACACGUUUGCUUUGAUUUACUCAGCUUUCCAAAAGCAGGUCUUUUUUUUUUUGUAAGGAUCUUUGUUCCUUAAUUUUUUUAUUUUUUUAUUGUAAAUGACAAGUUAGCUAUUUAGCACGGACACUAGGCAAGCUGUUGCCCUGUCCCUUGUUUUGAUUGGCCAGAAACUGACUAGCCCUUAAGCUUAUAGCUGAAUAAUCGUGUAAGCUAGUUCCAUUCAUGGCAUUUUGGCAGAAUGACUUGACUUAUUUUUCUUUAUACGACUGAGCAGUUGAGGGCUAAGGGCCUUUCUCAAGGGCCCCACAGAGGUAACUUAUGAUUAAUAAUCCAACAUGAGAUUUACACUGCAUGAAGUUUAUUUAUCAUCCAUAAGUGCUAGUUAUCCUUGCUGUCAUGUGUCUAGUGCAGCAGGCGGUGUGAUUCUGAACAUAUAGCAUAAAGAUGUCACAUCACCAUAAAUCUCCUUAGCAUACACAUCAAGAUCACUCAUGAGUAGGGAUUUUAUUCUUUUUUUUCUGCUGUUAAAGUAGCCUAGGCUACUGAUUUACCCUCAACAAUCAUUUUCCACCAAAUGACCCUAAUCAAGUAACCUAGUCUAAUCUAGGAUGCUUGUGUAUGUAAAGAUUUUUUUUUCACAUAACACUAUAUAGUACAGCAGCGAACAUCUGUAUCUCUCAGAUAAGAAGCUCCACAUGGUUAGUUUGGUGUUUUAUUUGUCCUCUAGCUUCGAGUCUCUGUGUGUAGAAUGAGCUGUCUAGCUCUCUAAUAUGGAUAUUUAUCAUCUCCACUGUUGAGAGGAUCUCAACAGUAAGACAGCAGUAAGACUGAAUGAGCACAAGGUGAUGAUGUAGCAUCAGGUUUUAGUAUAACCACAAAGCCUACAUCAGCACUUUGACUCAACAAAGUCCCGCAUUAUAUUUUACAGUUUUCUUCCACUUUUUGAGCUGGACUGGACAGGAAGUUUGUUUUUUUUUAAGCCACUUUUAUGCCCGUGUCACUUCCUCUGUCUGUAAAAGUUCUCUGCAGUUACUGAAGAUACUGUUGUGUUUUGAUGCUUGUGCCAAGAAUCAAUUCUAUCAAUCAAUUAUAUAGCUAUUGUUGAAAUAAAUAUUGGCACCCUCUUGUUCUGUAAUUGCUGAGGAAUUGUCAUACUGAUAACGUUUAAAACUUUAUUCUGGUUUACAAAACUAUCGUAAUACUGUAUUUCAGUACACUACGUUAGCGACCGACCCGUUCGGGCUAGCAUGCUACAUAUGCUACGACGUGUUGGCUAACUAACUGACGAAACAUCCACGAUAGCAAUAUUGUGCUUUAUAUUGCAGUAGAAAUCUUAGAAUUUAUGAUUGGCACAUGCCUACAUGAAGUGUGUUGUCUUUGUUUCUCCUAUGUUUAGUUUUAUUUGUGCAUGGCUGUACUUAAAUUCUGUCACAAAUGUCUCCAAGUCAUUCCCUCCAUGUUUUUUUUUAUUGCUCUAUAAAGUGAACGUAGAUGA
Messenger RNA from Hemibagrus wyckioides, 3595 nucleotides. It is a transcript of the gene slc39a7, whose product is annotated as solute carrier family 39 member 7. The coding region runs from base 142 to 1653 and encodes 503 amino acids. The record is from RefSeq and is a predicted model, not a curated record. The transcript has 8 exons. Gene Ontology annotation, molecular function: zinc ion transmembrane transporter activity. Gene Ontology annotation, biological process: zinc ion transmembrane transport; intracellular zinc ion homeostasis. Gene Ontology annotation, cellular component: membrane. NCBI's taxonomy places the organism in Eukaryota, Metazoa, Chordata, Actinopteri, Siluriformes, Bagridae.